Molecule: messenger RNA, 1440 nt
Organism: Trichoderma virens Gv29-8
Lineage: Eukaryota; Fungi; Ascomycota; Sordariomycetes; Hypocreales; Hypocreaceae
Exons: 4
Coding region: 1-1440 (479 amino acids)
Source: RefSeq, a predicted model, not a curated record
AUGUCCAGCAACAAAUCAAACCAGGUUGGCGUCGAGCAGCCAGGCAACUGGAGCAACGAUAUUCCUGAAAGAUUUGCUCAACGGGAUGUGGGAAUGCAGUCUCCUCCCAAGCGCAGGAUGAGAAUGGUAGCUGGAACCUCAACCAAACAACAUGAACAUGGCGGCCGAGCAGCAUCUACAACUACCAAUUUAACGAAUAAGAACGAAUAUGAUGAAUCAACAGGAGCUGCAGCUGUGCUUCUAAGCAAUAAGGACGAGCGUACCAACCCAGCAGCUGCUGGAGAAGCAGUUUCGGAUGAACAGGCCUGGGAACACGAUGAUGGGAGGAUGUACGAAAACGAAAAUAAGGACGAAAUGGAUAAUGAUGCUACUUCUGUUAUAGGAGAGAACAGCCCUAUUUUGGAUGACAUGGAAACGUAUUUUCCCGCUGUGAAUCACGGCACAGCUGUAAAAUCACUUCACGAGGAACUGGCCGAUGUUAGCGAUCAGAGCGAUGAUGAGGGCAUAUACAACGCCGCUGUCGACGAGAAUGCGCUUCCAGUUGACUUAUCACAUUCGAGUCGGUCGAUAUCAAGCGAUGUUGCGAUGGACGCUGUGAGCGAUAUUGAGAACAGCACUGUCAACUCUAUCGAGGCAGAAUCGAAACAGAACUCGGAGGCAAACUUUCAAGAGAUUCUUCAUGAGCGUGAUCUCUUGAAGAAAGAACUAGAGUCUCGAGAUGAGAGAAUGGCAGCAAUGAGUCAAAAAUGCGCCGUUCUAGAGAAAGAACUGGAGUCUCGCAAUGAGAUAAUUACAGCAUUGGAGGCAGAGAACGCCGCUCUCGUGAAUACAGCAGUCAAGCCAAUUUCAUUUGCAGAUGCUUCUACUAAUACUGAGACGCCCACUGGACAGAUUCGGCAACCAAACUACCCGAGAGAAGACGACAAUGAGCAGCAACCCAUCUCGAUCAAGAAGCCUUCAUCAACGCCGGCAUUUUCACUUGCGGCGCAAAUAUCUACGGUGGUCCGGUUCAUUCAAGCUUAUCUCGAUACGGCGAAGAAGUCAUAUCUCGACUUUAUCAGCGUAAUAAACGUUGGGUCACUGGCAGGACAAGACUUGUUUCUCUCGGGUGUGAAAAGGUCAGCCUCUUUCAAGGGAGUAGCGGAUUUCUUGCAAAAUUGGGCACAAUCAGCAGUGGUUUUUCUAGCAACUCCGUUUUGGAUGGUCAUGAGCUUUUAUCUGUAUCUGUCUAUACAGCAUGAGAAGAACGUGUGGAUGCAGGCGAAUGCUCUGACUAGGAAACAGCUGUUAGGGCAUGUAGGUACUACUACAGUACCUAAGGAAAGUUCAGUAUCAAUUGAUCAUGUAUUCGGCAUCAUAUCAAGAAGCUGGCUGCAAGCGCGCAUCGAGUACAGCGUCAUAUUUGUCCAGAAACACGCGCAAGAAAAGGGAAAGGAAUAA